UUUUAAAGUAUAAUAACGAAUUUUAGGUUUGCUGAGUGCGGGGGCCAUGGGUCUAUGGCAUGCAGUUGAAUUUUAUGAAAAAGAGAAGGUGGUAGGAGAAGAAUAUUAUCAACAAUGGAAUUCCGUGCUACGCGAAAACGCAAGGACAUUCUACGACUGGAGCUACGCGCUCGCGUGGGUCGGGGUGGGAUGGUCGUUGCUAGGGGCUGUUCUGUUCUCCGGAGCCGCCGUCUGUCUGAGAGGCGAACGGGAACGGGAGGAGGCCAUCAACAUGCAAUACUUGAUGCCCGUUUACCCCCAAAAGCAGCAGUACGCGUAUGCAGGAUACGCUGUACCCCCUCCACAGGCUUAUCCUGCUCCUUACUACACAACAGGCUCGACGUAUGGUCCAUACAAUUAUUAAAAAAAAUCCCCUUAACAAUGAUUAAGUAAUACUUUUAUUAAAUUUCUUCGGCUAUUUGACAGACUGAGUCGUUUUCGUUAAUACUCAUGAUCAGACAAUUUGAUUUAAAAACAUACACCUACACAGUAAAUUAAUUUAUAGAUUUUUGGAGUAAUUUUUUUUUUUUCAAAUUUAUGAGGUAUUAAUAGUGCAAUUAAGACUAUUAUUAAUUAACUAAUUUUUAAGGAAAUCCGGUCAGAUUACACAUAAUAUUUACAUUGUCCCAAAAUCGCCCCCCACCCCUCUUCUAGUAUGUUGUACAUAACAAUUCAUAAAAUUAAAAAAAAGUGGUACUUUUGAUAUCACAUAAUCAAUUAGGCAACAACAAAAUCACUAUUGUGUUAUCCAGUAAAAUUUAUUUGCCAUGGAAACUGAAAGCCAAAGGCCAAAUAAAAAUGUUCAAUGAAUUUGUUAGGUGAAUAGAAAGUAAUUGUAUAAAAUAUUCAUAAUAAGUACUUAAUUAUACCUAUCAUAAUUAUUAUUAAUAUAAUUUAGCAAUAAC
Molecule: messenger RNA, 944 nt
Organism: Agrilus planipennis (emerald ash borer)
Lineage: Eukaryota; Metazoa; Arthropoda; Insecta; Coleoptera; Buprestidae
Exons: 3
Coding region: 47-403 (118 amino acids)
Cellular component (GO): membrane
Source: RefSeq, a predicted model, not a curated record